GACGUCGAGGCCUGACUUGCACUUUGUAGUCAAACAAACACCAUCCCUCACAACCCUCACAUCACCCUCAUCUCAACCCUUGACUCUUGUUUAUCCAGACUUCAGUGUCAUCGCCGAUCCUCAACCUCAUAGACGAGGAGCCAUUUCCUCAUAUUCUACACCAUCAUCGACUUGCCCGUUUCGUUUCCCUUUGUUCUCACUCUCCCACUCAAUCCGCACUUGAUGUCCUGCGUCUCUCAUCAACAUGGACGACGCUUCACUUCAUGACACCCUCAUCGAUCAAUUUACGGCUGUCGUAGGCACCUCGGCUCAAGAGGCCCGACAAUGGCUCCAAGACAGUAAUUGGGACAUCGAUGACGCCGUUGCCAAUUAUUACACUGCAACUCGAGAUCCAGACACUAAUGACUCUGAUUACGUCGACGACGAUGACUUCGAACCAGCUGCCCAACCCACGUCGACUUCUGCUCACAGUGCUGGUCGUCGCUUAGGUGAUGGCCCCUCCGAUUCUUCUUCUUCCGUUCCUGUCUCCUCGGCCGCUUCGUCCUCCAAGCCCAAAAGGCAACCACCCGCGACGCAGAAAAAGUUUGCAACACUGGGAGACUUUGGCUCGAACGCAGACAAUGAUCAAGACUCCGAUGACGAUGAGAAACAAGACCUUUUUGCUGGAGGAGAGAAAUCUGGUCUCGCGGUCAAAAACCCAGACGAUCUCAAAAAGCGAAUUUUGGAAAAGGCACAGAGACGAGGUCCACCACCGAAGGAGGCGCCACCUGCAAAAUCCCACUUUACCGGUGCUGCCCGUACUUUGGGCGGAGACGAUGAACCCUCGCGCGAGAUCCCUGUCGCUCCACAAACUCGUCCUCGUGCCGAAAGAGUCGAACGUGUUCUUCAUUUCUGGCAGGAUGGUUUUAGUAUCGACGAUGGAGAGCUGUUCCGUUUCGAUGACCGCAGCAACACCGACAUUCUCAAUCUGAUACGCCAGGGUAGAGUUCCGCUUAACAUCAUGAAUGUUCAACCAGAUCAGGAAGUCGACGUCGAGAUCAAACAGCACGAGGAGAAUUACGUCAAACCCAAAAAGCAGUAUCGGCCAUUUGAAGGAGCUGGUCAAAGACUAGGCAGUCCCACUCCAGGCAUGCCCAGUAUCCCAGGAGCAUUUACAUCCGAUCCCACCCCAUCAACCACCUCGGCACCUUCCAACACCUCCUCCGCUGGCCCUCCUACCACUGAUGUAGACGAGUCUAAGCCUACCAUCACUUUGCGAAUCAGCCUAGGAUCGGGUACUCGUUUGACCUCUCGAUUCAACACUACUCAAACUAUCGGAGAUGUCUACGACUUUGUGCGCAGGGCCCAACCAGGAGGGCGAGAAUUUGUGCUGCAGACCACAUUCCCUACGACUGAAUACAAGGACCACACUGUCGUUCUGGGAGACAUUGCAGACUUCAAACGAGGUGGCGCGGUUGUGCAGAAAUACGUAUGAUAUCACCUGCAGAGAAGCCAAGGGUUGCCCUGGCGCUUCCACAUACGUUGUGCCACUACCAGGGAUUUAGACAUCACAAGGAUAGAAAAUAAGACGCCCCAAAAGUGUCCAAAACGACUUGAACCAUGGGCUCUGUUUUUAG
Exophiala mesophila is the source of this 1616-nucleotide messenger RNA. RefSeq lists its product as uncharacterized. The record is from RefSeq and is a predicted model, not a curated record. Gene Ontology annotation, cellular component: nucleus; cytosol. NCBI's taxonomy places the organism in Eukaryota, Fungi, Ascomycota, Eurotiomycetes, Chaetothyriales, Herpotrichiellaceae. The transcript has 2 exons. Bases 245 to 1474 code for a protein of 409 amino acids. Gene Ontology annotation, molecular function: ubiquitin binding. Gene Ontology annotation, biological process: autophagosome assembly; proteasome-mediated ubiquitin-dependent protein catabolic process; nuclear membrane reassembly.